This is a messenger RNA of Exophiala xenobiotica, 3535 nucleotides long. RefSeq lists its product as uncharacterized. Gene Ontology annotation, cellular component: cytosol; cell periphery. The coding region runs from base 278 to 3298 and encodes 1006 amino acids. The transcript has a single exon. Gene Ontology annotation, molecular function: K48-linked deubiquitinase activity; cysteine-type carboxypeptidase activity; cysteine-type deubiquitinase activity. The record is from RefSeq and is a predicted model, not a curated record. Lineage: Eukaryota; Fungi; Ascomycota; Eurotiomycetes; Chaetothyriales; Herpotrichiellaceae. Gene Ontology annotation, biological process: protein K48-linked deubiquitination.
GUCCGCCGCUCUCAUGCCAUGACUUCGACUUCAGAACCCUCUCUUGCAAAUGGUCUCCGCUAUCGACUGAUGCCCUAAGAGCCCUUCUGACAUGAUCAACCGGUCCAUAGAGAGCGAGUGAACGUUGAUGUAUCGACAGGCGCCCUCGACAGAUCUGUUCAACUCGUCUCCGACUGCCAUGUGAAGCCCAGGCAGCCGACAAAAAUACCAACACUUUGCUUCUCGAGUCUCUGCCUGCGAACCACUUUCCCAGAUCGAUUCUCCACGUCUCGGCAUCAUGGUCAUGCACAAGGCAGCUGUACCAUACCCCACAAGCCCUCCCUCGCAGCCCGAUUUCCCUACUCGCAACACCGAUCAGCAUGUGAACCUAGUUCCCGAUUCGACUGAUGUUCCUCCCAUUCCACGGUCGCCCAGAGCGACCGACAUCGAUUUCCACGACACUCACAACCCUUGGUCACAUGUGUCCACGGAAGAGCUGAGAUCGGACAGACGAUUGCCAGAGAUCUUGAGGCCAGGGCCCCCACGACAGCCUGAUGACAAUGGUCCCUCCUCAGCACAAUAUCCGUUGUCUAAUAUACCGAACAUCCUUCGAGCUGGCCAAUCUCAAGAAGACACCCCUAGGUCGUCUCUAGACAGCGACCGAUCCAAAGGGUUCUGGGAAGAAUCUGACGAUGAAGAGGAGGGAAAGAAAAGCCCUAAGAAGUUCGCGGCCGCAGUACCGGAAAUCAAAGCAAACAACGAGGCAUGGGUAAAUGUCGAGGCGCCGGAGAAGUCCCCAGGUAUCAAAAGGAAACCGGUUGCUGGACUGGCGCCGUCCUCGCCGAAGCCGCACGUGAACACCGCGCCAGAUUUCGCAUCCAACAACCCAUUUAGGAGGCCUUCCCAGACAGCUCCAAUGGACGAUGAACUGUACGAAGCCGAUUGGGGCCAAAGUACCACUCGAUCGGCCAAGGGCAAGGAGCCUGCCAGAGGAGACCUUCAGCCUCCUACUGACCACUUGCAGGGGCUGAGGCUUGGAAGCAGUAGGCUCCCAGAUAUGUCAUCAGAUACUCAAGCAGAGCCCGAAACGCCGGCGGAGAAAUGGCAGAGCGAGAAGCAAAUAGCACAGCCUCCUAUGCCACAAGCACCUCCGCCUCCCCCACCAACAGAACCUUUCUCGCCCUUUAGUCAUCAGCCUCCGCUGAUACCAGUUUCUUCCGAGCAAAAUCGGAUGGAUAACCCUUGGGCUUCCGAUCUGAGCCUUGCCACCUCAACAGCGUCCCCUAUCCCAUUCGCGCCCUCUCAGAAACAAGUAUCAAGCUAUAACGACGGUUUAUUAGACCGUGGGCAGCAGACUGGAGUGGUGUCGUUGAAGGAGGAAUUGGAGACGCUGCCGAACGCUGCGACGGCAGGUACUAUCUCGCAUGACGAACCUUUGCUGCUAGAAGAGGACGGUGAACUUCGCCCGGCUCUACCUAUCCGGCCAGCUCAAAAUAGUGGCACAGAGUACUUUGAACCACCCGAGGGGCCACCUCCUCCGAAACCUCCGAGGCCAAGCAUACGCACGACGAUUCCUUCCGAUGAGGAUGUCUCCAGAAUGAUCGAACAACGAAAUGAGACCUAUCAAAUCAAGCACUUCAACUGGUUCGAUCAUAGUUCCAGAAAAUUGCGAAGAUCGUCAAUGUUGACCCAGAACAAGAAUGGACCUUGUCCUCUGCUGGCCCUGGUGAAUGCCUUGAUACUCGGCGCACAAAAUGAGUCCCAGGCGGUCCUCGAUGAAGCACUCCGGUCUCGGGAGCAAGUCACCCUUGGCCUCAUCAUCGAGACGUUAAUGGAUGAGCUCCUAUCCAGAGGCUACGAAGCAGUUGGAGAGAGCUUGCCAGAUGUGGACGAACUGAAUAGUUUCUUGAUGCGACUGCGGACGGGGAUGAACGCCAACCCAAGAUUUGUGCCCUUAUCGACGCCACCUCCGAACCUUAUGGAUCUCGAUGACUCUAUGCUCAACAUGCCUCAACGUGAGAGAGCGCGACAGAAGCUAGGUACUUUUGAGGCGACCCCAGACAUGAAGCUCUACGGCGCUUUUUCUGUUCCACUAGUACAUGGCUGGCUGCCAGAACCUGGUUCAAAUGCUGAGAAGGCAUUUGCUCGAUCCGCUCAGACUUACGAAGAUGCUCAAGCUUUGCAGUUUGGUGAAGAAGAACUAGAGUACAAAUUGACGAGACAAGGUCUGACGCCUACUGAACAGAAUAUGUGGGAAGACAUAAACGCGGUCAAGAACUUCUUAAAGACUUACCCGACGCAACUGACGCCGACAGGGCUGGAAGCCGUACGGGAUUCGAUUGCUUCAGGUACAUUUGCGAUCAUGUUCCGAAACGAUCAUUUCAGCACGAUAUACAGACAUCCCGAGAGCGGCCAGCUUUUCACGUUGAUUACCGACGCUGGAUAUGCGGACCGCGACGAGAUCAUUUGGGAAAGCCUCGUCGAUAUCAGUGGCACGCACAAUGAAUUUUUCUCCGGUGACUUUAUGCCUAUCAGCCACCAUAGAGGAGUGGACGAAUCUUCAACCCACCCAGCAUCACGGCGAACGUCGCAGCUGUUGACGGUGAACAAUCCAGGAGAUACCAUUCCGCUGUCACCACAAGAGCAACAAGAACAGCAUGACGCCGAUUUUGCAAUGGCCCUGCAGCUUCAGGAAGAGGAGGAGCAACGGCAACGAGCCGAGAGAAAUCGGCGGAGGAGUAGUGCCAACCCUAACAACAACAACAGCAACAACAACAGCAACAACAACAACAACAACAACAACAACAACAACACUACUCCACGAAGAUCGACAGGUAAUAUCCCGAUUCCACUCCGAUCCCAACCGGAAGUUCGACCAGCCAUUCCACCGCGCAAUUCACAUGCGCCCAACCCUGGAGUGAACAGGCCUGUUGACCCAGCCGACGAAGCGCCACCGCCCACGUACGACGAGGCCGCCAAGGGCCGACCGUACAUUCCACCACUCGGUAGCCCACUGCAUCCCUCAGCGGGGCCCAGCCCGAUGAACUCGAAUACUCAAUUAACCGGGACGACCAGUAAUACUUCAACAUCUGGAAUGGAGCAGCCUCAUCCACCGGGACCGAAUGCGGGCAUGGGCAUGGGAGGCCGAAGACAGCCUGGACGGCGGAUGAGCGCGUAUAAUGAGACCACUUCGUAUUAUGGCCCGCAAAGGCAGGGAAUGCCGGGCGGGUAUAUGUCCCAUGGUGUUGGUGGAGGUGGACCUGGACCGUCGAGGCAAGCGAAUAUGCAGGGAAGAGAUAGGGAUUGUAUUGUCAUGUGAGACAUCAUGGAGAAGAAGGUAACUUGGUGUUCCUGACAGUAUUGGGAAAGAAGGAGCAGUUGGGACUCGGUUUCGCCCGACCCAAUGAUACUGGCGUGUCGUGCGUAUGGUAUCGCCCUUUCUUUUGGACCUGAGCCUGGGGAGCAAUCGGGUUCAUGUUCAGGAUUUGGCCCAGCCAGGAAAUGAUAGAAGUAAUGACAGGGAUAAUGAAGUCAAUGGAACCUGACCAUGAUCGGC